Molecule: messenger RNA, 2404 nt
Organism: Folsomia candida
Lineage: Eukaryota; Metazoa; Arthropoda; Collembola; Entomobryomorpha; Isotomidae
Product: histone-lysine N-methyltransferase SUV39H2
Exons: 13
Coding region: 357-2222 (621 amino acids)
Cellular component (GO): nucleus
Molecular function (GO): histone H3K9 methyltransferase activity; protein binding; zinc ion binding
Source: RefSeq, a predicted model, not a curated record
CACGAUCCCGCUCAACUGGCCAAGAAGAACCUACUUCGCUUUUUUUCGGAUUUUUGAGUCUGUCAUAAAAUUUUUGAUUCGGUUUAUAAAAAAAAUUACUCAUAGAUUCAAUUGAGCCGGAGUGGUUAUCGAUGUGACGACUGGAUUUGGGGUGGACGGUGGAAAUUACCUAGUUUGUAAAUUGAUUGCAAAGUGUUAAACUUGAUAAGGGAAGAAUAGGUGGUGGGUUUCUCACAGCAGAAAGAAACCUAACCUCCUCUUUUCCAGGACGAGUGAUUUAUACGGUAGGGUACACCCACGACGAAGGUGAUUAGUUAGUUUGACAUUUGGUUGUUGCAAUUGGAAGAAGAACGAAGAUGAAUAAUAACAACAUAUCAGGGAGACGAGAUGGGCGUGACGCAGUUUGCUCUAACUGCCCUGUAAAUUCCAACCCGGAUGUCCGGCAGUCUCCUAGACGUAGACCUCUCUCACCGGAUGAGAAUCAGUCUGGUCACCAGCCAAGUCAAUCAUCAUUGAGUGGUGGAGGGACAAGAGUCCUAGGAGAUAGCAACACCACCUUUCAAGGGAUUAAAUGUAUCUUGCCGAUGCCCUGGUUCGACACGCUCAACGCGUAUAAUAAGGAUCCGGAUGCGGGAAACCCUAUUCAACAAUCUGAAAGAAGGCCAAUUGCAGAAGAGGAAUGUAUAUCAAGUGAUGACGAAGUUGACUCUGAUUCAGAUCCUGAUGUAGCAAGGCCAAUUCCACAAGAAGACAUGCUAAGUUUUAACAACAAAGACGACACUGAGGAAAUCAGCCACAGUGACUCGUCGGAUAGCCCUCAAAACUCGUCUGAGCAGGAAGAGACCGGAUCACGAACCUCGUCCCCAAUUCCAGAAGGGGAAUACGAAGUGGAAGACAUUGCGGAUUUCGUGGACGGUCUAUACGAAGUCAAAUGGAAAGGCUAUUCUGUUGAGGACAACACCUGGGAGCCCGUCACCAGCUUGCAUGGAUGCAAUGAUAAGCUUUUCGAAUUUUACCUAAAAAGAAAGCGCGAACGGGAGUCUGCUAACUCACAGAAAGGGCGCAAAAAACUUAAACUAGAAGUGCCGCCAGACCCAAGGACGCUUGAAGUGAUUCUUCAGGAAUAUUUUGACAAGAAUGACUCCCACCCAUCCGAUGAAGACGUUCUUAGUAAACAUCAGCUUAUUGAAAAAGGUGGUUGGAAGAAACGGUGGAGCGAAGAGAAGAUGCGAAAAUUCGUUGAGCAGGCCAUGAACGGGAAACUGACUGAAACUCAAACUGAGGAGCUCCUAUACCAAGCAACAUUUUUCCUUGCUCAAAUAGCAAGUCAAAAGAUGCAAGCCGCGUUGAAGGAGUGGACAUCUAUGGUUAAUGGCAUUUCCAAAGGAUGUCCUAUUAUCUCUAUUGAAAAUAAAAUCGAUCUCGCCCAUCCUCCAACAGACUUCACCUAUAUAAAUAGUUAUAUAGCUGCCGAGGGCAUUGAAAUCCCACAAGACCCUCCUACCGGGUGCUCUUGUGAUAGUGACUGCCGGGGUUGUCCAUCAACUUGUUGCCCGAAAAUGGCAGGAGAAUACCAAAAGGGUGGAUAUUACAAAAAAGGAUUGGUAAAAGCUCCACUUGGCACUCCCAUAUACGAGUGCAAUAACCGAUGUACUUGCACGUCCAAAUGCAGAAAUCGCGUUGUCCAAGAUGGUGUCAGCCCACUUCGUGGCAAAAAACUGUGCGUUUUUAAAACGCCAAAUUGUGGAUGGGGAGUGCGGACAGAGAAGCGUAUUAGGAAAGGAGCAUACGUCUGUCUUUAUGCAGGCGAAGUAAUCACCGACGAGAUGGCAAACACCAGAGGCAAGACUUACGACCAAGAGGGGUCAACAUACCUGUUCGAUUUGGAUUUUAACGAGACGGAUUUAGACAACUGUCCGUACGUUAUCGAUGCGAAGAUGUAUGGGAAUAUAUCCCAUUUUUUCAACCACAGUUGUGACCCAAACUUAUGUGUUUAUGGCGUUUGGUGCAACUGUUUGGACCCUAAUCUCCCUAUGUUGGCUUUAUUCGCAUGCAAGGAUAUCCCCGAGGGAACGGAGCUUACGUUCAAUUACAAGAGCUCCCAACAAGCUACGAAAAAGGCAGAAAAUCGAGAUGAUUUGGAUGCAGGAAGCAGUUUACCGCUAAUUAAGCAAACACUAUGUCAUUGUGGUAGCGACAACUGUCGAAUUUACUUGUUUUAGCAUUUUGUGUAUACCACAGCGUUUUUUUUAUAUGCGUUAAACACUUAACCAUUAUUUAUGAAUACAGAGGUUGUUUUAAGGGGUUGUUAGGUAUAGGGAUACUUGCGAUAUGUAUCUAUUACGUCACCAAACCGAAAUAACGAACAUACCUAUUAUAAAAUAAAGACAUUGAUGAAAGUUUA